Molecule: messenger RNA, 337 nt
Organism: Scutellospora calospora
Lineage: Eukaryota; Fungi; Glomeromycota; Glomeromycetes; Diversisporales; Gigasporaceae
Source: the annotation of a GenBank genome assembly
AUUUGAUCAAUUAAGAAAUUUAGAAGUUAGACUUGCUGGUUGUUUUUUUGAUCCUAAAAAUGGCAUAGUUUCAAAAAGAUGUUUGAGCAACCUCGAUGCUAAAAGCUCUCUUUUAGAUGUUUAUUGCCGUGAUAAAAAAGAACAUAGAUACAUUGUUGAAAUUGUGACAUCGGGAAUUUCAACUAACAAAGAGAAUAGCGCGCUUCAACUAUUCGAUAUCAGUGUAGAACAUUCAAAGCUUAAGCCAGUAACUCUACUUGCUAUCGCAAAUAAACUUUUUCCUAAAGGGGUUGAAUGCAUUAGUUAUCAUACCAAUCGUGAAAAGAAAACCAAAUAA